Arvicanthis niloticus (Nile rat) is the source of this 1239-nucleotide messenger RNA. Lineage: Eukaryota; Metazoa; Chordata; Mammalia; Rodentia; Muridae. The record is from RefSeq and is a predicted model, not a curated record.
UUCAUGAAACAGAGAAGGAUGGGCCUGAACGAUUUUAUUCAGAAGAUUGCCAGCAACACCUAUGCAUGCAAACAGGCUGAAGUUCAGUCCAUUUUGAAAAUGUCUCAACCUCCGGAGCCUGAGCUUAUGAACACCAACCCCUCUCCUCCACCAAGUCCCUCUCAACAAAUCAACCUGGGUCCAUCCUUCAAUCCUCACGCCAAAUCCUCUGACUUUCGCUUCUUGAAAGUGAUCAGAAAGGGCAGUUUUGGAAAGGUUCUUCUGGCAAGGCACAAGGCAGAAGAAGCAUUCUAUGUGGUCAAAGUCUUACAGAAGAAAGCCAUCCUAAAGAAGGAGGAGAAGCAUAUUAUGUCGGAGUGGAAUGUUCUGUUGAAGAAUGUGAAGCACCCUUUCCUGGUGGGGCUUCACUUCUCUUUCCAGACUGCUGACAAACUCUACUUUGUCCUCGACUACAUUAAUGGUAGAGAGCUAUUCUACCAUCUCCAGAGGGAGCACUGUUUCCUGGAACCACGGGCUCGCUUCUACGCAGCUGAAAUAGCCAGUGCCUUAGGUUAUCUGCACUCCCUAAAUAUAGUUUAUAGAGACUUAAAACUAGAGAAUAUUCUCCUAGAGUUACAGGGACACAUUGUCCUCACUGACUUUGGGCUCUGCAAGGAGAACAUUGAGCACAACGGGACAACGUCCGCCCUCUCUGGCACGCCUGAGUAUCUCGCUCCAGAGGUUCUCCAUCAGCAGCCGUAUGACAGGACAGUGGACUGGUGGUGCCUUGGGGUUGUCUUGUAUGAGAUGCUCUAUGGCCUGCCUCAGUUCUAUAGCUGGAACACCGCUGAGAUGUACGACAAUAUUCUGAACAAGCCUCUCCAGUUGAAACCAAAUAUUACAAACUCAGCAAGACACCUCCUGGAGAGCCUCCUGCAGAAAGACCUGACCAAGAGCCUGGGUGCCAAGGAUGACUUUAUGGAGAUUAAGAUUAAUAUUUUCUUCUCUUUAAUUAACUGGGGUGAUCUCAUUAAUAAGAAGAUUACACCCCCAUUUAACGCAAAUGUGAGCGGGUCCAGUGACCUUAGGCACUUUGAUCCUGAGUUUAUUGAGGAGCCUGUCCCCAGCUCCAUUGGCAGGUCCCAUGACAGCAUCCUCGUCACAGCCAGUGUGAAGGAAGCCGCUGCAGAAGCCUUCCUUGGCUUCUCUUGCGCACCUUCCAUGGACUCCUUCCUCUCAGUGCUCCCAGGAUGGUUCUGA